Messenger RNA from Brienomyrus brachyistius, 2927 nucleotides. RefSeq names its product SCY1-like, kinase-like 3 (gene scyl3). The record is from RefSeq and is a predicted model, not a curated record. Lineage: Eukaryota; Metazoa; Chordata; Actinopteri; Osteoglossiformes; Mormyridae. Gene Ontology annotation, molecular function: protein kinase activity; ATP binding. The coding region runs from base 291 to 2507 and encodes 738 amino acids. The transcript has 14 exons. Gene Ontology annotation, biological process: protein phosphorylation.
UGGUUUAUCCCCGACCGGAAGUGCCGGUGUUUACAGGAAGCAGUUUUGCGCAGUGCGUCUUCCUGGGACAUUUUUCGGAGUUUAAAUGGAUACUCUGGCCUUUUUCGCUCAGGGGAGUGAAUGACGACGGUUGAGGGAAGCUGGAAGACACUCGGUCUGUAGUUCUGUCGGUACGGCAAAGGUACAGCGGCCCGAAGAGGGACCGAGCAGCGGCCGGCCAUCUGCCGCUGGCUAGGCGUCUAGCUGGUUAGCCAGCCCCCGUGGUGCAGGCCCCGAGUCCGGCCACGGCGAUGGGUCUGGAGAGCAGCGCCCUACGAAGCUGCAGGCUGGAGGAGCCGCUGCUCACCCUCCCAUCCGGGAUCACCAUGUACUCUGCGCUCCUCCAGGACGGCAAACGGGCCUCCGUGUUUGUUCAUAAGCAGGGUAACGAAGAUAAAGUCAAUAAAGCUGCCAAGCACCUGAAGACCUUGCGACACCCUUGCCUUCUGCGAUUCCUGUCCUGCUCAGUGCAGGAUGGGGGCAUCCACCUGGUGACGGAGCCUGUGCAGCCGCUGGGGGUGGUGCUAGACAGCCUCUCGCCCGAGGAGAUCUGCGCGGGCAUCUACGACUCGCUGCAGGCCCUGGUUUUCCUGCAUGACAUAGGCAAGUCAAGCCACAACAAUGUGUGCAUGUCCUCGAUCUUCGUCGGCGAAGACGGUCACUGGAAGCUGGGCGGAAUGGAGACGGUCUGCAAAUUUUCCGAAGCGACUCCGGAGUUUCUUAGAAGCAUCCAGGCUGUGAGAGAUCAAAGCGUGCUUCCCCCAGAGGAAAAGGUUAUAAGCUUCCAGAUGCUUCCUGAAAAAUAUGGACAUUCUAGAGAUUCCUUUUCCUUUGGGGUCAUAGUGGAGACCUUAAUCCCACUUUUGAGCGAUUAUGUCUCUGCAGAAAUGUCAGAAAGUCUCAAGUUUACCCUCCAAAACGGUUUGCUGAACCCAGAUCCUCUGACCCGCCCGCCCCUCAGCAAACUUCUGACACACAUGUUUUUCCGGAAUGACUUUCUUGAGGUGGUAAACUUUCUGAAGAGUCUGACACUGAAAACAGAGGAAGAGAAGAAUGAGUUCUUCAAGUUUCUCAUGGACCGGGUACAGAAUCUUCCAGAAGAACUGAUUGCAGUCCGCCUUGUUCCAAAGCUCUUAAACUCCCUGGUGUUUGCUGAGCCUGCUGCCGUAAAAAGUUUCCUCCCUCAUCUUCUCAGGCCAAAGAAGGCAGAUUCCAGGGGCAGCAAUGAGGACUGUCUUCUGUCCAUAUCCCUCUAUCGCAAAUAUGUCAUCCCCCAGCUUCUGAAGCUGUUCAGAGUCAACGAGGAGCACGUGAGAAUAGUGCUGCUGUGCCACAUCGGCAUCUUUGCCGAGUUUUUUUCUCACGAGGACCUGAAAAAUCAGAUUCUACCUCAGAUCUUACUAGGAAUGAGAGACACUAGUGAUUCGCUAGUUGCCAUGACGCUUCAGAGCCUCGCUGUUCUUGUUCCUUUGCUUGGAGCUGAAGUUGUGGUGGGUGGAGAGAGAACUAAAGUGUUUAAACAGACGACCCCCAACUUCACCAAGUCUGCUGAAGUCACCCCAGAUUGCUCUCCUAUUCACAUCAGUUUACAGCCACAAAUUGCCCAGCCACCAAAAAUCCUGAAUGUUUUCUCCAGACCCUCUGGAAGUAAAGAGCUGGUGCUGGAAAACAUUGAGUCUCUCAGAUCAAAGGAGAAAUCAGCGGAACAAAUGACGACAAAAUCAGCGAUCACUCUGAAUGGAUUCCCCAAAGGACUGCAAGCCUACAAAGGGGAUGAGUCUGUAGGUCAUGUACAGUCUGCAGAGGAAUGGCCAGACUGGAGUGAUGUGGAUGAGGAGCAGCCAGGACAGAUCAGUGUCCCCCUCACAGGGAAGCAGGAGGGGGCUGUUGUGGACUCCACAGAGGAACGCGAGACGUGGGACGACUUUGGCAACUCAAACCGGUCCCCUGCCUCAUUAGCCUGGAACUCGACUGAUGUCACCCAUGAACCAGUAAAAGGGUCCGGAAGCCCCAAGCCGAGUGCUGCUUCUAAAACCCAGCUAGAAGGAAUGCCCCCUUUGCACGGCGACGACCAGAACCGAGAGGGCGACGUGAAACCAAAGAUGCCCGCGGAAUCCGCAAAGCCAAAACAGGUUACAGCCAGCGGAUUAGGGGAGGAGUUCACGAUUGAAGUGAGGAGGAAGCCAGAGAAAGAUCCGGAAAUGGACUUCUUUGCAGACAUGGUUCCAGACAUUAAGUUGUCGUCUGCGACUUUGACAGUGAUCUCUGAUGGCAUAGUAGGCGAUUCUGAACUGCUUACACCGACUAUAGGUAUUUCUGAGCACACAGACCCCACAGGCCUGGAUCCAGCAAUAGAUACGGUUGCGUUGACAGUGAAGUUUGCUGCAGCAGACACAAUCGAAAAUGAAGUGGCAGGCUGGGGUGAUGGAGAUGACCUUAACUGGGAAGACGUGAACGAGGACGCAUGAUAAGGCUGUAGGCCGUCCACAAAAAGCCGCGGAACAGAAGCUGCUGAUCACAGGGAACGAGGCCGAGAGUCACAGCAGAAUCGGGGGUCUUCAUUUCUACUUCAUAGACGUUAAAUCAAACUAGGUUCUUGUGUUUUAUUUUAUUUUUUUUAAUCAUUGUCAAACUACCAGUAGUUUCAAAUGGAAAUGGUCUACUGCAGACUUCUGUCUGCAACUUUCAUUUAGGUUCACUGUGGCACACUGUAAAGGUUUCCUUUUGGGUACUUGCGUAAUAUUUUGACUUUACUGGAAAUUUUAAUCCUGCCAAUAUUUGACAAAUUUAUGUGGUGGGAAAGCAACUCACACGCGCUGCUCUUAUUGGUGGUGGAUUUACUGUUGUCUGCCAUAGUGCUGAUUUUGUGUUUUUUUUUUUUUUUCCCC